This is a messenger RNA of Adineta ricciae, 612 nucleotides long. Lineage: Eukaryota; Metazoa; Rotifera; Eurotatoria; Adinetida; Adinetidae. The record is from the annotation of a GenBank genome assembly.
AUGGCUCAACGUAUAACACGACUCGCUCGGAAAACAUCGUUAUUAUUAUUGUGCGAUAUGCAAGAAAAGUUUCGGCCAACUAUUAAAUAUUUUCCUCAAAUUAUCGAAACUUCGAGUAAACUACUUCAAGCCUGUAAGGUACUUGAUGUUCCUUAUAUCGUCACCGAACAAUAUCCUAAAGGCCUCGGCCGAACUGUGAAAGAACUUGAUAUUGGCGAUGAGAAACCAUUUGAAAAAACUCUGUUUUCCAUGUGUACUCCCGAUGUUGAUUCGUAUAUGAAACAAAAGAACAAAGACUUUGAUACAGCUAUAAUAUGUGGUAUCGAAGCUCAUGCUUGUGUUCUUCAAACGGCCAUCGAUCUUUUAUCUAAAAAUAAGCGUGUGUAUAUCGUCGCUGAUGCUGUUUCAUCGCGUUCUCUAACGGACAGAAUGUAUGCUUUUGAUCAUAUGCGUCAAGCCGGUGCUUUCAUUACAACAUUUGAAUCGAUCGUUUUGCAAUUAACACAGGACGCCGGUCAUCCGAAAUUUAAACAAAUUCAGCCAUUGAUUAAAACAUCAGCAGCCGAUACUGGACUCCUUGCACUGAAAAAUAUUCCCACUCCAUCUUCAUAG